GCCCCCAUGCGCCUGCGCAGUCGGUGAAGUCCUUGAUCCACAGUAGCCCAGGCUGGGGAGCAGAGUGUGUCAGCUGCGGAAGGAAAAUGCAGAGUUGGAGCCGCGUGUGUUGUACUUUGGGCAAGAAGGCUCACUUCAGUCAUCUCACCCCUGGACUGAAAAGAAUCUGUGCUGUGCCACUCAGAACCUAUGCAGACCAAGCCUUAGAUGCUGAUGUCACAGUCAUAGGCUCUGGUCCUGGAGGUUAUGUUGCUGCUAUCAAAGCUGCCCAGCUGGGCUUUCAGACUGUGUGUGUGGAAAAAAAUGACACUCUUGGCGGAACCUGUUUAAACGUUGGCUGUAUCCCCUCCAAGCUUAUAGAAAAUGCACUUCUACUGCCAGCUGAUUUCAGCUUUCAGCUGGUGUGA
Molecule: messenger RNA, 407 nt
Organism: Nanorana parkeri
Lineage: Eukaryota; Metazoa; Chordata; Amphibia; Anura; Dicroglossidae
Product: dihydrolipoyl dehydrogenase, mitochondrial-like
Exons: 5
Coding region: 87-407 (106 amino acids)
Cellular component (GO): oxoglutarate dehydrogenase complex; mitochondrion
Molecular function (GO): dihydrolipoyl dehydrogenase (NADH) activity; flavin adenine dinucleotide binding
Source: RefSeq, a predicted model, not a curated record